This is a messenger RNA of Teleopsis dalmanni, 2548 nucleotides long. Its product is annotated as cleft lip and palate transmembrane protein 1-like protein. NCBI's taxonomy places the organism in Eukaryota, Metazoa, Arthropoda, Insecta, Diptera, Diopsidae. Bases 247 to 1899 code for a protein of 550 amino acids. Gene Ontology annotation, cellular component: membrane; endomembrane system. The transcript has 4 exons. The record is from RefSeq and is a predicted model, not a curated record.
CAUUUCUGUCUCAAGUGAAAUUCAAUAAAUUUUGUUGAAUUUCGAAGUUUCGUUUUUUGAAAUGUAUUCUUUGGUUUUGCGCAUAAUGAAGAGCAAAAUAGACUUCACGUCAGCUAUUUUUCUUUGGUUGCCUGUAAACUCUUUCGUCAGCUGAGUGUAUAGUAAAUAAAUAAAACUAAAACGGUGAAUUGCUGUUGCAGACAAUCCGUAAACAUUUAUAAUUUAUAUUAAAAGAGUAAAGCAGAAAUGAUGAUGCCAUCAAUAAGUACGAUUGUGGCCAGUGUUUUUAUCGCUUUCAUCUGCCAUUCUAUUUGGAUGAUGUCCGAACUUUUUACUAAACUUAAGUGCUCUGAGGAGCCGUGCUACAUCUCGUUCUUGUCGGGAAAGCCUCGCUUACAAUUAGCGCUUUUUACAUCAACGAGUUCAAAUCCAAUUUCAACAGAAGUAACAAAAAUUUUCAGCUCAAAUAAUUUUGAUUAUUGGCAUCCAUUUAAUCAUGAUUUUAACCUGGACAUUCCACUCAAAACUCGACGAAACGGUACACUUUAUAUGCAAGUUGUAUUAGCUUUGGAGGGUGAACCUUUGGAAUGGAAAUCUCUUCGUAGGGAUGGUCCUACAAUUAUUCACAGCAUGAGAAUAACUGAAUAUAUGGUACCUCAAGUAACUGCAUUUAAUUUGCUUGGUGAACAAGAUCACACAGUGAAAGCAGAAAAAUUGGCUAAAGGCAACGCUAACUCAUCGCUGAAACCAAUCACUCAUAUUAUGCCGAGUGUGCAUGUAGCCUUACUUACAGACAUAUUUUCUUUAUCACCAAAAGACGUUGCGCCAGAGAUGGCAAAUUUAAUACAUGUUAAUCGAAAUCGGCAGGUGUUACCGAUAAUGAAGACUGAUUUCUUUAAUUCGUAUCAAAAAGACCUGGUUAAAGUUACUAAAAAUACGACGGAAUUUGCUCUUACCUUUCACUUCAAACCCAUUGGCAUUGGUAAAUUACGUUUGUUGUUAAUAUUUGAACAUGCUAUGAAUAUGAUGCAAUCAAUUGGGCUUUCCAAAAGUGACAUUGAUGAUGUCAAAAACAUGUUUUCUGAUACGAAUAUGUAUUUAUUAUGUAGUACAAUGUUGGUGGCAAGUAUACAUCUGCUCUUCGACAUAUUAGCUUUUAAAAAUGAAGUUCAUUUUUGGCGGAAAAAGGAGUCUUAUGAAGGAUUGUCUAAACGAACUAUUUUGUGGCGUGCAUUUUCACAAGUAAUUAUUUUAUUGUAUUUGCUAGAUGAAAAAACAUCGCUUCUCGUACUUUUGCCAGCCGGCACCUCAGUAUUACUUGAAAUGUGGAAGUGUAAAAAAAUAUUUAAAAUUAUUUUAAAUUUUAGAGGCAUAAGUAGGCAACAAUAUGAAGACAAGUCCAGUGCAGUUGAAGGGUCUGCCGAAAAAAAAACCGAAGAAUUUGAUAAAGAAGGCAUGAAGUAUUUAAGUUAUUUAUUAUAUCCACUGUGUAUUGGGGGAGCAAUAUACUCUCUUUUAUAUCAACCACAUAAAAGUUGGUAUUCGUGGACACUGCAUUCACUUGUGAACGGAGUUUAUGCGUUUGGGUUUUUAUUUAUGUUGCCCCAACUUUUUAUAAAUUAUAAAUUGAAAUCUGUAGCUGCAUUACCUUGGCGUGCGUUCACAUAUAAAGCAUUCAAUACCUUCAUAGACGAUUUCUUCGCUUUUAUAAUAACUAUGCCUACUGCUCAUCGGGUUGCAUGUUUACGUGAUGAUGUUGUGUUUCUAAUUUAUCUUUAUCAACGUUGGUUGUAUCCAGUUGAUAAAAAUCGGAUUGAUUCCGAAAUAUGUAUUGAAAACACAACUGAGACUGAAGUAUCAUUGAAUAAUGAUGACAUAAAGACAAAAAAAGAUAAAUAAGUACAUUCCAAUAUUUAAUUAUUAUUUUAUUUAAGAUAAAAUAUUUAUUAAUAUGGUAUAUUUCUGAUUUAAGAAUCCUAUGUAUGCAUAACUAUUUAUUUCAAGUUCGAUAUGCAGUUUUUAUUUUUUUAUAUGUAAAAUGAUGGUCCUUAGUCAAGAAUUAAGUGAUUCUUACUACAAUAUAAAUGUAAUUUGGGAGCUUUCCAUAUAAAAAUAAAUCAAAUUUUAUUUAAACAAAAAUUUUGCUCCAAGUUGUUGUUAUUGUAGUAGUAACCCACUGGAGUAAGCAAAUAAGCAAAUAAUAUGAAAGGAUAUACAAGACGUUUACAUUAAACUUACAGUCAAGCGUUUUAGUUUCGAAGUUAUGAGUGAAGUUUAAAAGAAGUCAUGUUCCGCCUAAUGUCAUCAUUGCGCAUUUGGUCCCGACAAGUGAAGACAGCUAUUGAGCGCAGAGUGUGCAUUUGAGUCUUUUCAUACGAUGGCUCACGCUCACGAGCGAGCCCAAUUUCAGAGCUCACGCUCGUGAGCAAGAGUGCGAACUGAGGCUCAUGAGACCUCAUGCGCUGCUUACAAGAAGGUGCUACAUUGGGGUGCCAUUAAGGUAUAUGGGCAAUUUUUUUUUAGAAAAAUUGGUUGACGGCAGCUCCCA